Molecule: messenger RNA, 1567 nt
Organism: Salvelinus sp. IW2-2015
Lineage: Eukaryota; Metazoa; Chordata; Actinopteri; Salmoniformes; Salmonidae
Product: sterile alpha motif domain-containing protein 11-like
Molecular function (GO): DNA binding
Source: RefSeq, a predicted model, not a curated record
GAGUCCGAUUAAAUGUGGUAGGCAGGAGCACUGCGAGAACCCCGUGCGAGAGGAGCUGUGAGUGUGGCGGAUGAGAGCGCUGCGGCUAAAAGAGCUGUUAACUAGUGAAUGGCAAUCUCUCGGGGAAGUUCAACAGACCACUGUCACAGAGCAACACGGGAGCCCUGCGUAAAGCAAAGUGGCGCGUCUUCAAGAUUGGGGCGAUUGACCAACUCCGAAAAGAGGACACACAAGUUGGGUCAGACUAGCUGCUAAUCACUUGUUACCGGCGCUUCGCUCCCAGUAACAUGCCUGCCAUUAAAAAGGAGAGACUGGAUGGGGACGAUAUGGCAUUGGCUGCCUUCAACCAGACCGAAUACCUGGCCCCUUUAAAUGCCACCACUAUCCCCGUGGUGACCCCGCAUCCACCGCAAUACGACCAUUUAUUCGCCCAUCACCGUGCGUAUUUGGGGCUCCACGACUCGGCGCUGCAUCACCAUCACCAGCAGCAGCACCUUCACCAUCACCCGGACGACUUAAUGCUGGAGAGGUUUUCCUCAAUCCCCGACUUUCAGCCAUUUUUUGACAACGGGGAACCAUGCAUCGAGGUGGAAUGCGGGGAGAACAAGGCUUUACUAUACAUUAACAAACUGUGCCAAGGUAGUAAGGGACCCUCAAUCAAAUACCGGGGCGAGUGGCUCACCCCGAAUGAGUUCCAGUUUGUCAGUGGAAGGGAGACCGCCAAAGAUUGGAAACGAAGUAUAAGGCACAAAGGGAAAAGUUUGAAGACCCUUAUGUCCAAAGGAAUCUUACAGGUACAUCCUCCAAUCUGUGAUUGCCCUGGGUGUCGAAUUUCGUCUCCAGUGAACCGCGGUCGUUUGGCAGAGAAGCGCACCAUCCCCCUGCCCCCCAACCGCGUGCCCAAGAGGGAGCUGGCCUCCGCCUUCAGCAGUGACGACAGCGAGGGCAGCGACCAUGCCCACAUCAAGCAGGAAGACGAGCUGCAUUACAGUAUCAUGAGAAAGGGCCGUGACAGUGACCUCUCUAAAAUCAUCUCCAACCUCCACCACACAAGACAGCACGGCAUGCCCGAGGACCAGCCAGCCACUGACCUCAGCACCAACACAGGACACACAGGUAAGAUACUACAAGACCUGGGACGGGGGUUUGGGUGUUGUGUGUGUUUCUAUAUGUCUGUGUAUCUCUUCGUUUUUUUCCCUCUAUUCCACCAAUUUGCAAUAAGGUUACGUUUUCUUUACAUCAACAUGAGUAAUUCAUCACCAUUAUGCAUUAGUCCAUUAAUGUGCAGUAAUUUGUUUGAUUGGGGAAUUUACUGUAAGCUUAUUACUGAUUCCUGAAGGUGGCUCUCAAGUCGAUUACUUAAGGUUCUUGUUAGCCUGUUCUAUUGCACUCCAGGUUUUCCCUUAGCCCCCUGUUUUAAAUGACCACUAAAAAAAUAGCUUUGUUUGCCAUUAAUCCACUUUCAUGGGCGUAAAGGAACCAUGGUGUGUGUUAAGCUACAGUAAGAGCCUUCUGACAGUUUACAGCCCAACAGUUAAACGCCCUAAUAACACCAGCCACUGUUUCA